AUGGACGUCGACGUCGUCCUCUCCUCACAAGACGUAGCCCCAGGUUUGCCCCAGCUGAGGGGAUCCCAGAGUCGACAGGAGUACUAUAUUCGUAUGGCGAAGAACUACGCCCGCGAUCUGACGAACAGUGAUCUCUUCCAGGGAGUACUGCAUAACCUAAUUUUUGACAGGCUUCCGCCCGUCUUAGAGAACAGGAUUCCAAAGCUACUCCUUGAAGAGGGCUUCGGGCAGCCGAUGUGCAAUGCGCGGCAACAGCCCAAGCUACUGCUUCGAAUUGCGCUUAUUACCAACGACCCUGAGGUGUGUCCGGAGGAUGCUUCUGACUUUCUGCCGGUUUUUGCGCCGCGGGGUUCACAUGAAGAAAUCCCGAUUGGCAGUGUGAAGUGCAGAGAAGGGAAGGUUGAUAUGGAUGAGCUUCAGUCUGUGCUGUGCGGUCUUCGAAUUCGAAGUCAGACACAGCCAGAGGAAGAGGUUCAGAACCACCAGCACAUGGACGAAGAGGAGCCGGAGGAGGUGUUUUACUAA
Messenger RNA from Sodiomyces alkalinus F11, 525 nucleotides. RefSeq lists its product as hypothetical. The coding region runs from base 1 to 525 and encodes 174 amino acids. NCBI's taxonomy places the organism in Eukaryota, Fungi, Ascomycota, Sordariomycetes, Glomerellales, Plectosphaerellaceae. The record is from RefSeq and is a predicted model, not a curated record. The transcript has a single exon.